AUGUCCGACGAAGUCUCCCAAUUUCUCGAGCAGGUCGAGCGCCUGCGCGGUCAGCAGAUCGAAGAAGACGAAGUGAGAGCUCGUGAGCUCGAAGACUACUUGGCUGCAAAGCGAGAAAGGCAAGCUCGUCGAGAAGAACGUGCCCGAUCCAUCUCACCACAAAAGUCAUCUCCUGCAAACACUCCCUCGCCACGGUCGAGUCGACGCAGCAUACACCUCACAGAGGCAUUGAAGCUCGACUCUCCCAGGCACCAGAGAGACGAGAGUGCGUCACGAUCAGCAGAAUCUGAGGCGAAAGCCGACACUUCUAUGGAUCUGAGCUCUUCACCGACCAAGGAGAACGAAGCUCCCUCUGACGUCGACACCAAAUCUGCGACCACACCCACCCGUUACUCUACAUUGUCGUGGCAGCGAAGGCCUAACUCUCGCGGCGGCUCUACCCGCCCGUUAAGCAUGCUCGCAACCCAAAAUGCGACCCAACGGUCGUUUAUCGGGUCGCAUGAUUCUACACCAGCUCCAGCGUCAGCCACCGAAGAAACCUUUUCGAAGGAUCAGAUUGCACAGUCUCUAGGAUCCAAGGACCCUUCGUGGUUCCGCCAAACGGCGGACCGAGGGGCAAGCUCGGCUGCUUACCGAAAGAACCAGGUUGAGGAUACAGACCGCCUAGAUAUGGCUUCUGUCAAGGCGCAAUUGCCGGGCAUGACAGACGAGCAACAAAAGCCAAGCCCGCCUGUUGAGAAGCCCGUUGAGAAGCUUAUUGAAAAGCCUAUUGACACUCCUGCUGAGAAGCCUACCGAAGAGCCUGCUACGCCUACCAAAAUGAAGCUGGUAAAUCCUCCAUCUCUUAACCCUCCUGCUUUCGAUGCUGGGGAAGACAAGUCUCUUUCAAACACCUCUCCAGGCCGCCUGUCUCCCACUCGGUCCAAUUCGCGAUCCAAUUCGCCAACCAAGGGUAUGGGUGGCUUUGUCCAGAGCGCCAUGAUGAAGAGAUCAGACAGUGUCAAGCGAUGGAGUGUUACCAGCCCUCCUACCCUCAACCGUGCCAAUUCGAUUCAAUCGAGCCAAGGUCCUGGUCUGUCUUUGAAUACCCGCCCACAGAGCAGAUCUGGACCCGGUGCGACGACGCCAGGCUCGAGCCGACCAACAUCACGACAUGGAGAGUCUGAGACCGAGGUCACACCAAAGGCUUCUGCUCCUGCCCCUACUGUCGACACCACUUUGGGUGACUCUGCCCUACCUCUCAGUCCAACCAAGACGAUGGAUCCCCGAAGGUGGAGUCCAACAAAGUCAAGCUGGCUUGAGAGCGCCUUGAACAAACCUCCCGAGUCUCCAAACAAGGCCCACCACAAGUCUAGCUCCUCGCAGCCAGCAUGGAUGGCUGAGCUGAACAAGAACAAGUCGGGUGCUCCGGAGGGAACUCGACCUCGCCCAGGUUCUAUUUCUCACAAGCACCAAGUUAGCAUCGGAGGACUUAUGAGGUCUACUCCUAUGGGAACAGCGACCAAGACCAACACCACGGGCCUUGGCGGUAUAUACUCUCCCCCUCCUGGUGGCAACCGACCUCUUAGCAUGCAUGGCAACAGCUUGGGCUUUCCUAAGGGCGCACCCAAGCUCGAACCUGAGACUCCCACCGAGGCAAAGAUCACCCAGCCCGACUCUGAACCUGUCCCUGAUCCAGAACUUACUGAGCAGGAGAAAAAGGCACCGGAACCCGCCAAGGAGGAGACGAUAAGCCCGAAGGAAACAAACCCUGCCUCAACUUUGCCCACGACCAAGUCGGAAGUACCUUCUAAAAUCGAUUUCCGCAAGUCUUUGAGACCCAGGCCAACUGGCACAGAUACGCCCAAGAGCCAAGAGCCUGAGUUCAAGAACGUUUUUGGCACUCUUCGUAGAACCAAGACGCAAAACUACGUGGCUCCUGACAUGUUGAAGGAUAACAUCCUCCGAGGCAAGGCUUCCCUGAACCAAACUGGAGGCCCGCAAAAGACAGAGAGAGUAGACGAAUUCAAGGAAGCUAUUCUAAAGAAAAAGGACGACUUUAAGAAGGUCCAAUCCGAAGGCAAAGGCAUCUCACGGAGCAACACCCCCACGAACGAUUCCCCAAUCCCAGAAGGACUCGCUAGGAGAGCCGAAAUGGCCAGGAGAAAGUCCGUGGCUGACGUCAAGUCAACGCCUGCAUCGAGUAAGCCAGAUUCGCCCAAGCCGACACCAGGUCCCAAAAGGAUGCACAGCCAGACCUUUUCCACGCCCAAGUCUGCUCCCAAACCAGCCCCAGAACCCGCUGACGAGGGUCUAAAGCGAGUAGUUACCGAUUCUAAUGCGAACCCGGAGGCGCCACGGGGCUUACCAGGCCUACACAAGGAAACGAGCUCACCCGCUAGACUGCAAGGAGGUAUAGGAGGUAAGCUUGCUGGGCGGUUCAACCCGGCCCUUGCUGGUAUGCUCGCACGGGGACCGCCUCCCAUGGCUACCAACGGGGGUAAGGGCCCUGAGGAAUCCGAUUCCAAGGGGUCUGCCAGCGCAACGGUUACGGAACCCUCCACUCCUGGGCCACAACUGACACAUAUGACUAAGGGUCGAGCUCGAGGUCCUAGGAGAAAGGCGCCGUCCAAAGCUGCCCCAUCAGCUGCUUCCGGAGCUUCAACUGAACAAAAGCCUGCACAGGAAAAGCCCAAUGUUACUACACCAAAACCUAUCAAACCUACCAAGGAGACACCAAUGAAACAAGCCGUCCCGGAGAAAGUCGAGUCUGCCUCUGCUCCUCUUUCUAUUCAACAACAGGUCGCCGCGAGAGCCGCUAUUCAAAGAAAGCCUGUUGUCACCAAACCCAUCGCUAAGCCUCAGGAAACCGAACCCCAGCGACCUCCAACUCGUGAAGACCGAAACUCGCUCCCCUCUAAGCGAUCCUCCAAAGCCGAAUUUACCCCAACUGACUAUCCUUCCCCAUUGAGGAUUCAGAAAACUGGCGACUCCGGCCCACAGCCCGGCUCACCCAAGAAGCUUGAUACCAACCGCAUGUCCCGGUUCCUUGAUCGCUCAUCAAAUGAUACACAAGAGCCUGUUAAAGAACCCGUGCGGUUAACUCAUCAACGCACAGGUUCUCGAUCUCCAGUCAAGAUGUUUCAACGUCAACUACCAGAUCCUGAGCCAUCAUCGAAAGAUACAGAGCCUGUCAAAGAACCAGCCCGGUUGACUCAUCAACGCACAGGUUCUUGGUCGCCAGUCAAGAUGUUCCAGCUCCAAUUACCAGAGCCCGAGCCAUCAUCAAACGAUACAGAACCUGCCAAAGAACCAGUGCGGUUAACUCAUCAACGCACAGGUUCUCGAUCUCCAGUCAAGAUGUUUCAACGUCAACUACCAGACCCUGAGCCAUCAUCCCCCAUAAAAGUCGACAGCGACCCAGUCGUAUCCGUGAAGAAUGCCAGAGCCAUGUUUGGCGGUGCAGCUCCAGCCCCUUCACACGCUGCAAAGCCUUCGUUGGACAGAUCGGAGCCUGCUGUUCUUCAGACACCUCCGCCCAAAGCAUCCCCUCGUCCUCUUCCUCAGUCUGAACACUCUUCGCCUCUACAAAUCAACAAGACACCGUCUCGAGUGGCUACUCGCCCCCUGCCUACACCUCCUAGCAAAGAACCCCAGUCUCCCAAGGCGCCUCAAACCCCCAAGGCCCAGCAAACAUCGUCUGCCGCUCCACCAAAAACCCCCAGCCAGGGCAAUGAUGUUGCGGGCUUGCUGUCUGACUUCUUUGGGCCAAAGCCCGACAAGGCUGAGUACAAGGUGGACGCUGCGGAGCUUUUGAUGAAUCGACCUCAAACAGGACCAACCAAGAUUCAGAGCCUCAGUUUCCAGGUUUUCCAAAUCUCAGCCGAGGGCAAGAAGACACCAGUGCCGUCUCACUACGAGCGGACACUAUUUGAUCGAGAGAUGUACAUCGCUCCCCACAGCUUUACAAAUGAAGCUGGAUGGAAGCGAUUGGAAUUCUACUUCUGGGUUGGCGAUCAAGUACCAGAGUCUGCAGCUGACGAUGCGCUUCUCUUCGUUCAGAAGGAAGCCAAGGCGUUGAGCGGCAAGGUGGUCAAGAUGCAUCAGGGCAAGGAGACUGCCGAGUUUCUACAAGCUCUCGGUGGCGUCGUGUUGGUCAGAAGGGGCUCAAGCAACAAAUACGAUUCACUAGCACCCAAUAUGCUUUGCGGUCGGCGUUAUCAGGGCCAGGUCGCUUUUGAUGAGUGCGAUUUGACCACAGCAAGCCUGUGCGCAGGAUUCGUCUAUGUCAUUACAAGUCAGGGUAAGGCCUAUAUUUGGAAGGGACGAGGAUGCGACGUGACAGAAUUGAGCGCUGCCAAGCUCAUUGCGAUCGAGCUCACUCUCACUGGGGAGUUGAUCGAGGUUGAUGAUGGCGACGAGCCCGAGUCAUUCUGGGGGCUCUUUGAAGGAGGAUCAAAGCCUCACUCUGCCGACCAUUGGAGACUCAAGCCUAACUACGCCAAGUACUGCAGCAGACUCUUUUGUUCAGAUGCAGAGACACGCCAGCAGGUCUUUGAGAUCGCUCCCUUCAACCAAUACGACCUCUCCCCUCAACACAUCUAUGUUCUUGACGCUUUCUUUGAGAUGUACAUCAUUGUUGGCGCUCGUGCUCAGUCCCAAUAUUCAUCCUUCCGCAACGCUCUCGACUUUGCUCAAGAAUAUGCCAUUCUUGCUGCAGGCAUGGAGGAUCGUCCUUUUGUGCCCAUCUCGACAGUCGUACUUGAGGGCAUCCCUCGGGAUCUCAAGCGGGUUUUCCGGUUCUGGCGGGAUGAUCUAAAUCCCACGGUCACCAACACUUCGACUUCUCUCAAGAGGGGUCGCAGCCUCAGGGUAGUGUCAUUGACACAAGCACUACAGGCACUUAGAGAGUAG
Molecule: messenger RNA, 4893 nt
Organism: Fusarium pseudograminearum CS3096
Lineage: Eukaryota; Fungi; Ascomycota; Sordariomycetes; Hypocreales; Nectriaceae
Exons: 2
Coding region: 1-4893 (1630 amino acids)
Biological process (GO): barbed-end actin filament capping; actin filament severing
Molecular function (GO): actin filament binding; phosphatidylinositol-4,5-bisphosphate binding
Source: RefSeq, a predicted model, not a curated record